Messenger RNA from Somion occarium, 1491 nucleotides. NCBI's taxonomy places the organism in Eukaryota, Fungi, Basidiomycota, Agaricomycetes, Polyporales, Cerrenaceae. The record is from the annotation of a GenBank genome assembly.
CAUAGUCUCACAUUCACAGGCCCCUCGUUACUCACUGUCAUGACUGACAAGAAGCUACCCUCCUUUGACGAGCUGCCAAAAUUCCACAACUUUUCUGGUUGUGCUUGGGACGUCUGGGGUAGAGACGAUGAGUUGGGAACUGUCAACCUAUUAACGGAGGACGUUGUAAAGAAAGCCGCGGAAGAAAUCAAGUUGGGCAAGACCGUCUGUUUGAACUGGCCUGUAAACUUUCCUGAGAAGCCGUUCUACAAUAGACAAACGCCCAUUAUUCAUUCUUGGCGGAAGUCCGACAAUGUCAAUGACGACUCGAUUUCUAUCAAUACACAGUCUGGGUCUCAGUGGGAUGGUUUGAAACAUUACGGUAUCGAAGAACACAAGGUCUUCUAUAACAACACUCCUUCAGAAUCCUUGUACAGAGGACAUCUCUCCAUUCCUGACCCGGGGAAGAUCGACCCACAAUUAACGAAGUUGGGCAUUCAUAACUGGGCUCAGCAUGGAAUAUGCGGGCGUGGUGUCUUCCUGGAUCUGGUCAGCUAUUACACAUCUGGUGGGGUUCCGUUACCAUACGAUCCAUGGACAACGCACGCAAUAGCAUUGAAAGAUAUUCAAGAUUGUGCUAAAAAGCAGGGCGUUGAAUUCAGACAAGGCGACAUCCUCCUGCUUCGUAUGGGCUUCAUCCAGAGGUUCAAUUCUGCAACUCCCGAGGAACGUCUCUCUUUUCACGGAAAGCCCGAGACCUUCGCUGGCAUCGAGCAAUCUGAAGACAUGAAACGGUUCCUUUGGAACAACCAUUUCGCUGCCGUUGCAUCCGACCAGCCCGCCUUGGAGCGUUGGCCGACGCCACAAGGAACGCCGCAACUUCAUCAGGUGUGUAUUUUAUUCCUGCUUAUGUUUGUAUGUCUUCAUUGCGCUAUGUCUUCACAGACAAUAUUGGGCUUGUUUGGUAUGCCCAUAGGUGAAUUCUUUGAUCUGGAGGCCCUCUCCAAGUUCUGCUCUGAAACCGGGAGAUAUACAUUUUUCUUCUCAUCUUGGCCUCUCAACAUCCUUGGUGGUGUAGCGAGCCCUCCAAAUGCUGCCGCUUACUUCUGAUUGGAACUGACUUGGUUGUCGUAAGAAUGCUGACGAAGAAUGUAACAGUAUAUUGCCAUGAAUAUGUGUAGAUAAAUAAAUGUAUAAAGGGAUGAGAAAGGCUGUAGUCUAUGGAUACAAGAGGAUUUUUCAAUCGAUAGUUCGAGACAAGUCAGCACAUACUGACGGGGGAAAUCUAGCCUCUAUGUAUGCGCAUAUGGGUCAGUGUAGGGGAGGCUAGCGUUGCCAGAAUCAGCGUGUGGGACCGAACAACCUCCGCAACGGGGACAAAAGCCUGAAACUUGUAGAGCGAAACUUGAGACCUGAUGGCUGAGGCUUCGAACAUAGCACGUAUCGUGUACUGCCAUCCGGAGAAACGACCCCAUUAUCCUGGUGUUAGAGCACUGCAUUACGAAUUCGAGC